Paramecium pentaurelia is the source of this 854-nucleotide messenger RNA. NCBI's taxonomy places the organism in Eukaryota, Ciliophora, Oligohymenophorea, Peniculida, Parameciidae. The record is from the annotation of a GenBank genome assembly.
UAUGCUUGGUCCUUUAAAAGAAAACUCUGACUAAUCAGAUUCUGAAGAUAUAAUCGAUGAAUAAACCAACAAUUUAAUUGGAAUAUUCAAGGUUCGUAAAUUAAUAGAUUCAGACAAAUAACCCACAGAUCCUCAAAUAGUAAAAAUAAAAGAUUAUCUUAAAUGUCCUAUUUGUUUAAGUUUAUUUAAAUAGCCUGUCUAUAGUAUUUAUUUAAUUGAACUCAGUAAAGGAUUGUAGUCAUAGAUAUUGUAAGGAAUGUAUAGAGAAGAAUAUAAGAUUAUAAAAAGAAAAGUCAUGUCCAACAUGUAGAAAAAGAAUUGCAACAAGAAGAGACUUACGUGUUGAUGAGAUUGUGACUAAAAUACUGAAUACUGUUAUUCCUGAUAUUGAAUAAUAUCUAAUAUAAGAAGAUUUAUAAAUAUAAUAAGAAAUUAAGAACUUGAGUUAAUAAAAAUAGAAAAAUGAGGAAAUCUAAAAAUUAGUUAGUCAAAAAGAUACUGAAUUAUCAUGCAACAUUCAGCUCUAUGCUUAAAAUUAAUUAAUUCAUCAAAUUGAUAAAAACUAUAUUAGAGCUCCUCUUAUGACGACAGUAGCAGAUAUUAUUUAAUUAAUUGGUCUUAAAUUAAAUUUACCUGGAGAAUUCACAUAAUAUAUUGAUAUAUACAUAAAUAAUGAAAUAUAGACAUAAAUGGAUAAAACAUUGGCAGAACUAAAUUCAGAAUAUUGGGGUAGGAAAGAAGAUUAUCAAAUUUACAAUCCUAAUGAUUUUCAUAAAUGGAGUAGUUAGGAAAUGAAGGUUGCAACAAGAUAAAUUCAUUAUUCUAUAGAUAGAUUUUAUCAAGGGUAUCUUUGA